AACGACCUCAUGCAAACGUCGACCGAGCCAUCUUUCAUCAGGCCCAUCGACUUCAUCCUAGUGCUUGAAGUGAAAGACAUUUGCCUUGCCGUUUCCAUCAUCUUCAUCUGGCGCAUCUUAGCGGCAGCAACACGCGAUACGUGGUCGUCCCAUCUCUCGCACCCUUACGCCUCCACUCUUAACUUCUCAACCUGCCAACCUCGAAUUUGUUACUUCUCAGCACAAUCAUGGCGCCAGCGGCUGUACCUGAGCCGUCGUUCAAAAAAGAUGAAAAAGUGUACUGCUUUCAUCACGAGCUGCUCUAUGAAGCAAAAGUGCUUGAACUGAGGCCUGUUGAAGGCGAUGAAAAGAAGAAUGGCUUCGAGUACAGAGUGCAUUACAAGGGCUGGAAGAACACCUGGGACGAUUGGGUUCCUGAAGAUCGGCUUCGCAAGCUUUCGCCCGAGAAUCGGGAGCUGGCUAACAACCUGAGACACGAAAUGCUGGCUGCUCAACGCGCCGCACGAGCUCAACCUGCACCUACUAAGAAGAAGACUCAAGGAUCAACUCGCGGCAGCGAAGAACGCCAAACUUCCGUUACUGCUGCGCCUCGUGGUCAGAAGAGGGUCCGCGACAACGACCUCGAAAAGGAAGAAUCUUUCCAGAACAAGCUAGCUGUCAGGAUCUACAUGCCGGACAGACUGAAGAGUCUCCUGGUCGACGACUGGGAGAACAUUACCAGGAACUUGCAGCUUGUGCAGCUACCUUCAGCUCACCCCGCCGGCAUUAUUCUUGAUGAGUAUCAGAAGCACGCCAUCGAGACUGGAAGCCGCACUCGCAUGGAGCGUGACAUUCUUGAAGAGGUCAUCGCAGGUGUGAAAGAGUACUUCAAUAAGUGUGUCGGUCGCCUACUUUUGUACCGCUUUGAGCGCGAGCAGUUCUAUGACAUUUGGACGCGUACUCAACAACCUACCGACGACCUCGCUGGCAAGCCACUUUGUGACAUCUACGGUGGCGAGCAUCUCCUACGUCUUCUAGUCACCAUGCCUGAGCUCAUUGCGCAAACCAACAUGGACCACCAGGCAGUCACGCGCUUGCGCGGAGGAACUUAGUCAGAUGACUACCUGGCUGGCCAAGGACUCUCAGAUCAACACUUUCUUUGUGCCCGCUUAUGAGAGCCCGGGACAGGCGUACAUUGACAAGGUCAAGUCUAGCACCUAGAAGAUUAGCUUUUCCAAGGAGGACUCUUUCAGUUCUGAGAACUUCAACGGGGUAGAUGUCGAUUGACAGGACAUCCGACCGGCAGCGUGUGAAUCAACGACAGCUUUCAUUUUUCUUCGUACCACUACUUCCUGCAUGGCCAAGGGUCUUGGGACAUUGCUUCGAAUGGCGCAUCGGCGUUGUAAUCAAGAUGGCUCAAAAUACGAGCUUUCCGUGUGUGGGUAAUUGGAGUCAUGCUAUCAGAAUGCAAUCAUAGUAAUACAGGAUUCUAUUGCCC
Messenger RNA from Pyrenophora tritici-repentis Pt-1C-BFP, 1477 nucleotides. Its product is annotated as MRG multi-domain protein. Lineage: Eukaryota; Fungi; Ascomycota; Dothideomycetes; Pleosporales; Pleosporaceae. Gene Ontology annotation, cellular component: Rpd3S complex; NuA4 histone acetyltransferase complex; nucleus. Gene Ontology annotation, biological process: regulation of DNA-templated transcription; chromatin organization. The record is from RefSeq and is a predicted model, not a curated record.